Messenger RNA from Linum tenue, 465 nucleotides. NCBI's taxonomy places the organism in Eukaryota, Viridiplantae, Streptophyta, Magnoliopsida, Malpighiales, Linaceae. The record is from the annotation of a GenBank genome assembly.
AUGAAUUAUUUUGAUAUGGUAACCUCUGAGAGUUUACAAUUACACUCACCAGGUCUUUUGCUUCUUCCAAGAGAAAAUAGAGAUCAGAAGUUGGAACUCAGUUCAUAUGAGGUCCGUAUCAACACUAAUGUCAUCGUGAAUGUCUGGGCAAUCAAUCGAGAUACUCGUUACUGGACAGAGGCCGAGAGAUUCUCCCCUCAGAGAUUUAUGGACUGCUCGAUUGAUUCUGACUACAACGGGAACUUUUUCCAGUUCAUUCCAUUUGGUGCCGGAAGAAGGAUAUGUCCCGGAAUUUCUUUUGUAUUGACGAUUGUUAAACUGACGCUAGCAAAUUUGCUCUAUCACUUUCAAUGCGAACUUCCAUCGAAAGGCAUUGAUAUGAAUGAAAGAUUCAAAACGUCACGCACAAGGGAAACGACUCCUCAUUUGGAUUUGAUUCCAGUUUUGUAUGAUGUCGCACCUUGA